Molecule: messenger RNA, 4118 nt
Organism: Formica exsecta
Lineage: Eukaryota; Metazoa; Arthropoda; Insecta; Hymenoptera; Formicidae
Gene: Ktl
Product: BTB/POZ domain-containing protein KCTD16-like
Exons: 3
Coding region: 1524-2267 (247 amino acids)
Biological process (GO): protein homooligomerization
Molecular function (GO): protein binding
Source: RefSeq, a predicted model, not a curated record
GAGUCUGUGAAGAGGCAGUCACGUGGUCAGAGCGACCGCGAGUAGUGGGAAAAACUUCUCCAUCAGACAUCGUCAUGGCGCUUGCGCGAUUCUUGCGCGUUAUUUUAUGUGGAUGGAGAAACUAAUUGUCUCAAUAAUAUCAUAAUUUAAAAUUGGUAAUAUGUACAGUUUUGAGACAUGAUACACAUAUACAGACAUGAUGCACUACGACGAAUGCAUGUACGUACGAUAUACGAUAUCUAAACAUGAUGCUUUCGACCCGAAAGUGCCUAAUUUCGUACGUAAAGACAUACAUCGACGUCGUGACAUGGAGUGUAAUAUAGACGACGAUGAGAUAUCGGAUGAGAGAUACAAUGCAAUAAGAGAACGACUGUAUGUUACAAUGUAACGAAGCAUCGAUCCGUGGAAACCCGAACAAUAGGUAAUCUUAAAAAUUAAUCUUAAAGAUGCACUCCAACUAUUCCAUCACAUUUGUAGUUUACAUUUCUCUUCUGGAAUACACAUUUAGAAUCACGAAAUCUGUUAUUUGAUUAUUAGGUCCAAUCCAUUUGAGACGCAUCAGAACAUGCAAAGCAGGAUAUGGAUCGGAAUAAUCUGGAUUGCAGCGGAAUCCGAUGGAAUAUGCUGGGAUAAGUCGCCGUCGUUGGAGAGAGUCGCAGAAAACGGAAUGGAGUGCAGUUUCCCAGGAUAGGCUUGGAUGUAAGUACAACCUAGAAAAACUCUUAUCACGACACGUAGCCUCUUUCAAGGAUGAGAAUCGAGUGGCGACUUCUCAGGGGUUGCGCGCGCGUGUCGAGGGGAUUGUGUUGCGCGAUAUCGGUGGCUGCGCGUUGACACACGGCGCGGGCUCUCGUUGCGUCGGCAGCGCAGCAUUACCAUCACGUUACCCUCGCGACACGGAGGAGCGAGCGGAGAGUGCGUCCUGACGCGCGCCAACCGCUUAGGUGAGGAAGCGCGCAGCUGAGAGAGCUGAGCUCGGCCUUCGUCAUCGCUCCGCCGUAGGCGCAGUUUAUCCCUCUUCACCGUCGCGUUCAUUUCUUCGAGCAAGUAGCAGUUGGACGAGUAUCAACAUCGUGCUCAAGUCGGCUUCGAAUAACGACGUGCUUCUAAGGUGACCAGGAUUCGAUCAGCUUGUCUUUUCAAAGAGCAUCGCCAAAGGUGUUCUCACGUGCGAAUACGUACGAGUGACUUUUAAAAUCAGUCUGUUGCUCCUCGUCUGUUGAAAUCCUCGGAGAGCUAUUUUCUUUAACGUAUCACGAUUGACUCUGGGAUCUGCUGGGUCGUCGACCUGUGGUCGUCUUGCGCGAGUGUCGCGUAGAGUUUCAUUGAACGGAGUGCAGUUCCGUAUCGUGAUCCUCUUUGUUAUCUUUAAUCCUCCUGGAAAUUUUCCAACUACAGGUGUCCUCCGCACAUAACGUCUCUGAUCAUCCCAUCGGUGAAGACGACUCGUUCCCGUCGGUCCACGCGACCAAUUGAUCAUAGUCUUCCUCUCUCUUUCUUGCGUCGCGUUAACCGGAAGCAGCAUGGGUGACCAAGAGCAACAGGAAACAAUGCCGAGCGUGGUGGAGUUGAAUGUGGGCGGCGUCUUCUAUACUACUGCCUUGACCACGCUGACCCGUGAGAGCGACUCGCAUCUUGCGACACUCUUCACGGGCAAAUCCGCCGUGGAGAAAGAUGCCAAGGGCAAGUACUUCCUGGAUCGCGAUGGUGUGCUCUUCCGUUACGUAUUGGACUUCCUGCGCAAUCAAGCAUUGGUUUUGCCCGAGGGCUUUCGCGAACGCGAGAGGCUCAAGCAGGAGGCUAAUUUCUACGGUCUUCCUGGUUUAGAGAAGGCCAUUUUGGAGAACGCCGAUUCUGGCGGGCAAACCGGCGGUGCGGUCGGCAAACGCGUACCAGGAUACAUUACUAUCGGCUACCGAGGCAGCUUCGCCUUCGGCCGCGAAGGCCUGGCCGACGUCAAGUUCCGCAAGCUCUCAAGGAUUCUCGUAUGCGGCCGCGUGGCACUCUGCCGGGACGUUUUCGGCGAGACGCUAAACGAGAGUCGCGAUCCCGACCACGGCAUGUCCGAUCGUUACACGUCGCGCUUCUUCCUGAAGCACAGCGUCAUCGAGCAGGCCUUCGACAUGCUGCAGGAGCAGGGCUUCAGGAUGGCGGGUAGUUGUGGUUCUGGCACUGCCGGCAGCAACUCCGAGCAGCUGAAACCCGGCGUGGAUUCCGAGGAGAAUCGCUGGAAUCACUAUAAUGAGUUCAUCUUUGUGCGCGAUUAAAGAGCUUCGUUAGCAGUCUUUUCCGAUAACCGCGAGUAAAGUGUACUUUGCGGUUGAUCUGAUCGUCGUCGAUGACUCGCAUCCUUUAAAACGAAGCGGCAAACACAGAGAAAAAGACUUCCUCAGGUACUUGAAAUGGUUUAGGUAGAAGCGAAAAUGGAGAAAUGUAAGAACACUUGUUGUGUGCUUAACGUGUGAGCGCGUAACGCAUGACAAAUGAGACUUUUUCGUUGAUUGCACAUAUAAUGAAGUCGAUAUAUAAUAUCGGAUUUAGCAAAAGUUGGUAGGAAAAGUUGGAAAGCGUCGAACGUUCGUCUCGCGAAGUCCUUAAUUAAUUUCAUCUCGCUAGAAAUUUUCCCGAAGUUAUCACAUUAUAAUUAAUCAAUGUCGACAUAACUAGGAAUUUGGAGCGUUCUAUUUCUAAGAGUACCAACAUCGUCAGCCUUCUCUGAAUCAUUAAUUCUUGAGUUCCUUUCACUUUAAUGGGCUCUUUUAUCAGAAUGAGAAGGAUGGAUAAGGCAACGGAUAGAUUUUCGUGUUUCGAUAGAACCCUUAUUUGAAAUGACACUUGAUUAAUACUGAUAACAAGAAAUUAUAAACGUAUUAAAGAGAAUUAUGAACUCGUCAAUUAUGACUAUGUUGGAUCUUUAAAUGUCAUUUGUUGAUAAUCCUGUUAAAAUUGCGUAGUGCAAAAUUAUAAGUAGCAAAUCAACAUCGAAUUAUAACAGCUAAAAAAUAUUUGUUUUAAAUCAAAGAUAUUUCGUUGAAUUUGUUUAAUCAUAUUGUAUGUCUUUCACGUAUAAUUAAAUAUUUAAUUCUAUAUGAAUUUGAUUGACAAUUGCACAGAUAGAAUCGAAAACUUCUCUGAAUACGACGUUUUUCAUAAUCGAAACGUGCCGACGGCAGCGUCUAAAAUUGUCCUUCCCGACAAAAAUCUGACUCAGAGAUUGUUGCGAGGGAGAGACGUUUAUUAAAAAGCAGUCUCACAUAUAUCCACGAGAUGAAAAACGCCAAUGUCAGGCGUUUUUCAUUGCUAGUAGACGCGAAAGAAGACGGCGAAUGAAGGGCGCAAGAGGAAAGCGGAUCCGGGCGAAGGCUCAGUGAUGUUGAAAUAUCUGCGAACGUACGCGACUUGACUAUUUAAAAGAGCAACAGUGUCAGGCUACAUGUUAGUGAUAAAUAUCACCGGAAAUGACGGACGAUAAAAUGCAAGGAAACAGACUUGACACAAAUGGAAGUAUCUUAAAAUUGAUCGAACGCAAAUGAUGCACAAUAACUUUCGCCUUUUUCUUAUUCGCGUCUGACGUGGAGGAAAAUUAAAGGAAAAUCCCAAUUAUCGAGAUCAUCAUUUGAAGAAAGUCUCCGGUACUGUCUGGUACGCGCGUUAAGUAGUUAGUACUAGUAAAUAGUCGGUCCGAGUGAUCACUGCUAAUGUAUGGUCAGACCGAAUGCUUAUCACUAGUUGGAUUAAAUUAAUUAAUGGUGUGCUAGAUACGGAUAUCUUUUUUUCAAUAGAAAGUAUUCAUAAAAAGCAGUUUGUGUUGUGCAAAGAUUUAAAAGAAUAAUAUAAACACACUAACACUAUUGUCGUAAAGUAUCCUUUCGGCAUAAACUUAAACAGCUAACUAGCUUUAUUCUCGGUGGUCGGGCAGUCUUGUUGAAUGCAUGUACUUACAACCUGACACGAUGUCAAACGCGCUAUUCAAACAACGGUACGUUGGAUACGUGUCACUUGUAACAAUUCUUCAUCAGGUUUUUAAGAGCAUGAACAAGGUAAUGCUUUUUUCUUUUGUGUUUAAAAUUUUUUUUCUUAUUUCUCUUCUGUAAGCGUUUUUUUUUUUUUUUUUUUUU